Molecule: messenger RNA, 771 nt
Organism: Pantherophis guttatus
Lineage: Eukaryota; Metazoa; Chordata; Lepidosauria; Squamata; Colubridae
Source: RefSeq, a predicted model, not a curated record
AUGUCCAAGUGGAGACAGGUCAACGUCUUUGUUCAUUUUGCAGAAUAUGAUCCCAUUUGGGACAGAAUCCUUCCUUUCCAUUUAACCCUUGAAGGUUUUCCAGGAUCCAUUGAAGGGAAAGUCUGGCUCAUGACAGGUUUGGGAACAUAUGAAAUGAAAAAGCACAGACUUCUCAAAUACAUCCAUAGUAUUUGGACAUUUUCUUUUUUGCCAAAUAAAAGGCCAAAAGAUGAGGCCUUUGAACCCUAUUUCUUUCUAAGCCCCAGUUUUGAAGAUGAGUCUUUUGAAUGUUCUCUUUCAAAGCAUGUUUUUUCUGUCAAAGGCCGGAGACGGUGCACUGAGAAAUUGCCCCUGGGGGCCCAAAAGAAUGAGGGCAAUUUCCAUAUCACAAAUGAUGAACAUUAUUACAGUUUUGUUAAGACUCUGGUCCAUGCCUUGAAUGCUGCGUAUUCCUCCAAUUCCAGGAGGAAAAGGAAAGAAGGGGAAGAGAGCUUGGGCAAUCCAAGGCUACAGCCAUGGCAGUUUCAUCCCUUUCUGGAGAAGAAUGAGUUUUGCAAUCUUUCCCAAUUUAGACUCUACAUGGACCAAAAUGGAGAGAUAGCAGCAGAUCUGGGCAUCGUGGCCUUGUUGGUUCUCCCCAAAAAGGAUCCCAUCGAAAGGCUACUGGGGGCAUUUAAAACUCAGAGCUUUAUUUUCUUGAAAGAUGCUAAGUCAGAGCUAAAGUUGCUCAACAAAGUGGGUGAAAUUUUGGCAUCUUACCUCUGUUUUUAA